This is a messenger RNA of Jatropha curcas, 1674 nucleotides long. Its product is annotated as CD2-binding protein-like protein. The record is from RefSeq and is a predicted model, not a curated record. Lineage: Eukaryota; Viridiplantae; Streptophyta; Magnoliopsida; Malpighiales; Euphorbiaceae. Gene Ontology annotation, cellular component: U5 snRNP.
UUUUUUCAAAAUAGAAUCUAAUCCUAGAAAGGCAAAGGACCCGACCCGGUUGCUGGAGGCAAGUCGGCGAGGUUUCGUUCCAUUUACAUUUUCCAUUUAGCGGUAAAAACAGCCCUCUGUUCUCUGUAUUCCGAAGCAAGCGAGAUUGUUAAUUGUUAUCAAAAUCUAUGGAAGAAGGCAUGCUUCCCUCUCGCUCUAAUCGCAAGCGCCCUUUUUUUGAAGACUUAGAAGACGAUGACUCCAAUAAACCACCCAAGCAAAAGAAAGUUAGAUUUCCCAAAGGAAAGAAAGUGAAGCCUGGAGAUGAAGAAGCUUUAGCAGAUGGACCAAAAGUUGAAGAUGUCCCGUUAGAUAUAAAAGAUCCUCGCGUUGCUGCGAAGGAGCGUGCAAAGCGCCGGAGUCAAAUCACGGUUGAACUGUUUAAUGAAGAAACCAAUGAUGUUUCAACUGCUGAAGUCUCUUAUGAGGAUAAUGAGACUUUUGUUGAAGAUGGGAUUCAAAUUGAACCAUUUAAUCUUGAGCAAGAAAGGGAAGAAGGCUACUUUGACGCGCAGGGAAAUUUUGUUGAAUAUGUCCAUGAGAAGGAAUUCAAGGAUGCGUGGCUUGAUAGUGUUGAAGUUGAUCCAAGAUAUGCCAGUAAAAGCUCUAUGGAAGCAGUUGAGAAUGAUGAUAAAAAUGAUUCUAGUGACCUUUCAUCUGAAGACAUUGGAAUAAUAAAGAAGCGAAUUGCCAACUUGCUGGAGCCAGGGGAAACGGUGUUACAAGCUUUGAGAAGGCUGAAGGGUGGUUCAAAUAAUAGGAAAGAGAAGAUGUCAGCCGAGACGCAGCGUCUAUUUGACCAGCUGACUGAAGAUGCAAACAAACUGUUGGAGCAGGGAGAAUACAAUGUUUAUCAUGACAAAAAAGAGGUUUUCAAGCGUGAGGCAGAAGGAUAUGAGAAGUUGGCUGUAGCAAGGGGCAAGGGCAUAUCUCUAACUGCUGGCCAGGAGAUUUCUGAUUACAACAUGAGGGCGGACUUAUCCUCUGAUGUAACAGAACUUGGAGUAACCACCUCAAAAUUGUCCAAUGUGGAUGUGGGUGUUUCAAACAUGAAUGUAUCUGCUGCAGAAACGUCAGGCAAUGGUGCUGAUGCAUUUGAUAUGUUUGCGGAUGAUGAUGAUAAUGCUAGUGCUGGACCGUCCUCUAGCAAUAGUACUUUGGUUUCUGGCCCUAAUUCUAAUGGAUUCAGUCAACCAUCAUCAGAUGGCCAGAACUCCGCCUCUGAAACAGGAGCUUUGCAAGAUGAUUACGUGUAUGACGAGACAUCUCGGUACUACUAUAGCAGCAGUUCAGGUUACUAUUAUGAUCCAUCAACGGGAUUGUACUGCUAUGCAUCAUCUGGGACGUGGUACUCGUUCAACGAGGAGACAGGCACAUAUGAUGAGAUCAAUGAAGUAGCAAAUGCAAAUUGAAGUAAACAAUUGCUGCUCUGUAGAGUUUGUAUAUAGGCUAUCAAGGAAAACUGUUGUAUGAUGAGAAACUGGAUUUAAAAUUUAAUUUUGACAUAGUUACCUUUAUUUAACUUGAAGAACUGAGCCUUUCACUGAGCUAAUACUUUUUGUAAUGUGAAAUUGAGAAUGUUUUUCAUUAUUGCAUAAGAUUUUAAAAUCUUAAUGAUAAUAUUUUAUUGUUCUC